Molecule: messenger RNA, 3614 nt
Organism: Phaedon cochleariae (mustard beetle)
Lineage: Eukaryota; Metazoa; Arthropoda; Insecta; Coleoptera; Chrysomelidae
Source: the annotation of a GenBank genome assembly
GUCAAAAUAACACAAACACCUGCCCGUCAAAAAUGAAAACUCACCCGUCGAUACAGCAUCUAGAUAAGAGCUCCGCGACCUCGCGAUGCUGGUCUUUUCCAUAUCCCCCAAGCUCUACGUUGAAAUUGUAGCAGAAUAGGAUCGAUUCGGGGUUUCAAAGUGAUAUCGGCCAUAGUUGAGGCACUAAAUGCCAGACAACACCGACAGUAUCAACGGCGGAGAUAGUAUUCGGCAUCGGGAACAAGGUCAUGCUUGGGUCACACUAGCCACGAAUGAUUCCUAUUCACUUGGGGCCUUGGUCUUGGCCCAUUCCCUGAAACAAGUAGGAACCCAACAACAACUAGCCGUUCUUAUAACACCUGGAGUUACUGGUUCCAUGAGAUCGAAACUGUCUGAAGUAUUCAACGUAGUAAUAGAAGUAAAUCUGCUAGAUUCAAAAGACGAAACGAAUCUUCGUCUCCUGAAAAGACCCGAGUUAGGUGUUACAUUCACAAAGCUACAUUGUUGGCGUCUUACACAGUUCGAUAAAUGUGUAUUUUUGGAUGCAGACACGCUGGUAUUAGAAAACUGUGAUGAACUAUUCGAUAGGGAAGAAUUUUCGGCAGCUCCAGAUAUUGGUUGGCCAGACUGUUUCAAUUCUGGCGUUUUCGUAUUCCGUCCUUCCAUGGAGACUUACGAAAAACUCAUUCAGUUCGCAUUGGAAAAAGGAAGUUUUGAUGGCGGUGAUCAAGGUCUCCUCAAUUUAUACUUUUCCGAUUGGGCACACAAAGACAUUAGCAAGCAUUUACCAUUUAUUUAUAACAUGGCUUCGACAGCAUGCUACUCUUACCUUCCUGCCUUUAAACAGUUCGGUAAAAGUGCAAAAAUCAUCCAUUUCAUUGGAUCAUCGAAACCAUGGCUGCAAUAUUUCGACACCGAGUCCAGAAAAGUUCACCCAGCUGAAGGAGUGCAACAUCUGCAAGAAGUCUUACAACUCUGGUGGAAUAUUUUCUGUAAUCUCAUCCACCCUAACCUAUCACCUGAAAUGACCAGCCAUACGGACACUGUGCAUGGUAGUCAGUCCAGUACCUAUCAGAGUCCUUCCCAAAGCUGUCCUACUCCUACUGCUUCUUGUCCUGCGGAAGACUACCAAAAAGUAUGGGAUCCGUGGGAAGAAUAUGACUCUAGACAGCAGAAUAACCAUCAACCGCACAGUCAAAUUUCCCACGAAAAUCACAUUCCUAGUCAAAUAUCAGACAAUCAACAUAUCAAUAUUGAAAUAGUUCAAACUCAUCAUCCGACAGAACAUCACAACAUUCAAGGUCACCCCGUUGUACAUCACAACAUUCAGAGUCACCCUGUUGUACAUCACAACAUUCAGAGUCACCCUGUUGUACAUCACAACAUUCAGAGUCACCCCGUUGAACAUCACAACAUUCAAAGUCAUCCCAUUGAACAUCACAACAUUCAAAAUCAUCCCGUCGAACAUCACAACAUUCAAAGUGGUUCCGUUGAACAUCACAACUUUCAAAGACAUGCUGUCCAGAAUCAUGGCAUUCAAAGCCAUAGUGGACACAAAGAGCAUAUUGAAUCUCUUAAUACAAAUGCAUGCACCGAAGCUGAUAAUCAUCAUCAUGAUCACCCCAAUCCUGUAUAUAGUCAACCGCAAAGUCCUGCCAUCGUUCCUAUACCAGAACACCUUUUCCCCACGAAGCCACCCCCUACCAAUGAUCCUCCCGCUCCUAAACUGCCUGACGAAUGUAUGGCAACUACUACAGUGUCCAACGAAAUGACAUUACAAACUGACUCUAAAGAAGAUAGCAAAGAAAGCAAUGCUGGUUUAGCUGGAGCAUUCGCGAAACUAACUUUAGGAGCACCAAGAACUGCUGAACAACAAGCCUUAGAUGACCACCUCAGGAGACAAGGCUGGGAAGUAGGAAACAUUGAUUACCUGGGAAGAGAUUCCUUCGCGAAUAUCUGGAAUAAAAUCUGCCAAACCCUGUCCUCAGCGCCUGAAGAACCUUCUGCCACAAAAGAACCAUCUCCGCCAGCAGUAGAGUCAAAACCAGUGGUGGAUCUGCCAGUCGAAGUCAAAUCUGACGAACAAUCAAUGGGAGUUGCUAGUUCAGAUAUUCAACCAAUAAAACAAGUACUAGAGGCCGAACCUGUACAAACAAAGGGGGUAGAACAGGUUACCCCACUGCCAUUAGCAGAAACACCACAACCAGAAGCAUGCAGUGGAAUCACUGUAACUAAACAGAUUGAACAGGCGGAAGCAAUUAAACUCAAAGACACUGUAGAAUCAAAGACUGAGGCUGAAGCCACUGAUACCCCAGCACCAGUUGUCGAACUUGCUAAAGUAACCGAAACGGCUCCUGCUCAAAGUCAACCAGUUGAAACACUAACCUCUGACAUUUCUGUUCCGACAGAACAUACACCUACAUCAGAACCUCAACCAGCUACCCCAGUACUUCCUGUGGCCCCAGUUCCUGAACCAUCCCAACCAUCUCCUCCUACUUUGGACACCCUACCAGCCACAAAGGGUUCUGCUCCAGAUAUUCCAGUAGCCCCAGUUCUUGAAUCUCCAAAACUCCCUCCACAGCUUUCAACACCUACCCUGGAGUCUCAAACUGCAACUGAAAGUCCUACUUCAGCAACUCCUGUGGCCACAGAACCUUCACAACCAUCAUCCGAACCAGUAGAUAGUACUGUUCCUGUAUCUGCAAUUCCUCAACCCACAUAUCCCGUUACUGACAGUCCUGAUCCCACAUCAGAAAAGCCCCAACCCUCAGUACAGACUUCAGAAACACCUGUGCCUCCACCAACGAAAGCAGUUUGUCCAAUGAGGAAACCUGUCAAGAACGUGGACGUGCCUGUCAUUCCAGUUACCGCGACCUCGGAAACCACGGGACAACCUGCUGCUCCCAAGGUACAGACGCUGCAAGCCCAGGUUACCGCCCAUAGUCCUGCCAGUCCCGAAGCGCCGCAAAUUGAAAAAGGGAAGGUGGCAAAAGAGGCGCUGAAGGGUGAAACGAUCGUUCCUGCAACGGGACAACCUGCUUCUGCUCCCAAGGUACCGAUUGCGCAGACGCAGCCCGCCCAGGUUACGGGCCCUAGUCCUCCUGCCAGUCCCGAAUCGCCGCAACCUGAACAAGGGAAGGUGGCUAAAGGGGCGCUGAAGGUUGAAACGGCCGUUCCUGCUACGGGACAACCUGCUGCCCCCAAAGUACCGAUUGCGCAUGCGCAGAAGCCGCACGCGCAGGUUACGGGCCCUAGUCCUCCUGCUAGUCCUGAUUCACCACAACCUGAGCAAGAAAAAGUUGCAAACGAGGCGCUGAAGGUUGAAACGACAGUUCCUGCUACGCCUCCUCCUGUUACUCAACAGACAUCGUCUGGACCUACCCCACCACCCAGGAAGAGUAGUGGGGGAACGAAGAAAGCGACGAAACCAAAAAAGUAAUUUGUGUGUCUGAUCGCCUUCUGUGGUCGCCAAUGAUCCCAUUAUUGUACUGACAGUUUUUGGCUCGAGUGUGAUUUCAAGGGCCCUUUGUUCUAUUUAUUUAUAUUCUGAGUUGGCUAGAUUACUAAUUAUAAUUGCUGAGUUUUUUGUUCAAUAAAAUUGUUAGGAAUUUAUU